Tachysurus vachellii is the source of this 3865-nucleotide messenger RNA. It is a transcript of the gene ttf2, whose product is annotated as transcription termination factor, RNA polymerase II. The coding region runs from base 230 to 3706 and encodes 1158 amino acids. The record is from RefSeq and is a predicted model, not a curated record. The transcript is spliced from 23 exons. Gene Ontology annotation, molecular function: ATP binding; ATP-dependent chromatin remodeler activity; zinc ion binding. Lineage: Eukaryota; Metazoa; Chordata; Actinopteri; Siluriformes; Bagridae.
UGCAAGCAUGCUAUGACACUAAAUAACGUUUAGAAGUAGGAGUAGUGUUUGUGAGGUCAUUUUUAAUACCCAGUGUUUGAAUCCUACACCGUAUGGUUUGAAUGAUUGAACACAGCAGCCGAGUUAUUUCCUGAUUGGAUAACAGAGAGAAACGUCAUCAAUCUGCGACUGCGCGGCAUCUCAUAACUAGCUACAGUGAAUAUAAACAUUUACAGUUUUCUGUCGUAAAAUGGAAAGAGUUCUUUGUGAAAGUCACGGCAACAUCUGCUUUCUGAAGACUGGUGUAAAGCAAGGACCGAAUAAGGGUAAAAGUUUCUAUGUUUGUACCGGACAGGAUGCGACACCGUGUGAUUUCACACAAGCUGCUGAGCUGCCGCCUUCUCACUGUCUCCGCCAUGAAGAUGCAUUGGUUGAACUUCAGACGUUAGUUCACAGCACAACACAAGGCACUUAUAGGCUGCUAUAUCGCUGUGUAGUUGGAAAGCAAGAAGGGCAGAAGUGGUGUGGGAGUGUUCCUUGGACAGAGAAAGCUACAAAGAACAUGCCAGAGAACAAAAAACAGCCUUCCUGUCUCCCUCCUGUUAAAAAUCCUUUCAAAGCUCCCAGCAAAGCAGACAAGAACUCAGAGUGGAAAAAGCUUCAAGAAGGAGAGGUAAAGACAUUGGAAAAGUCUGUCAAAAGUGAGAGCUCUAAGAAAUACAACACUGAUGAAAUUCACAAAAAGAAAUCAGAGAAAGAAUCUGAUGGUCAAAGCAACUCGAAUGCUGCCAAUCCCAGAGAAGGAGAGGCAGCGAGGUGUGCGCAAUCUGAAUCCUGGAGGGACAAAAAACUUCCUCCUGGAAUGAAGAUAAAGAAGCGAUCAUCUGAUGAAGAUAAGAAAUCACGCAGCAGUGGUGAGGUGACUGCAGAAGAAGCAGAAGCUACAGAGGAUUCUAGUAGUAGCAGUAAAUGUGAAAAAGCCAAUGAACCGCAAACUGAGAAAGAGAGCAAAUCACAGAACCCCCAAAGACAUGAAAAAGACGAGAGCUCAGCUCCACAGCAAAACAAACCUAAACAGGAAACUAAUGGACACCGUUGUGAUUUAUCUGCUGUUGUGAAGACAUCUACAUCAAAUACAGACAGUGAGCCAGGUAAUAUUCUUAAACAUGUGCCAAAAAAAGACAGUCAGGCCAGUCCAGGUUCACCAUUAGAAGGUGUUUCAGCUUCACGGCAGUCUAAUACAAAUAGUGCACAGAAGAAAACAGUGAAAUCACCUUUUGGGGACUGGAGUGAUGAUGAUGAUGAUGAUAAUGAUGUUCAGCUGGUUUCAGUUCAGCCAGGCUGUCAGCAGAUUUCUUCAGGUCCUGCUGCACCUUUGCAGAAAUCCCUUACCUCGUACCCAGGCUUCCAGCUUAUGUCAAAGGGGAAAAAUCAAGAGGAUGACCCUACAGCAGUCCACAACCAGCUCACAGCCCAGCUUAAACAAAAGAAGGCCACUCUGUCCUCGGUUAAUGUGUCUGCCUUGCCUGAUAAAGGAGAGAGGCUGAAGAGUCAAGUGAAGCAGUUGGAAGAUGCUCUGGAGGCUUUAAGUCUGACCGGUGUUGCUCUUAAUGGUUCUCAAGAUGUAGCCAGUGAUGCAGAGAAGGAUCUCAAAGCCAGUCAUUCCAAUCCCUUUAACCGUGCAGGGGGCGCUGUUUUCCUUCCAGAAGCUCCAGUCCAAUUUCAGCCAAACUCCUCUACUAGCUCACUGGGCCUGCAGCUCAGUCAGGGCUACACACAAACAUAUGGAGUAAAUCCUCAAAACCAGGCCUUCUAUGGUGGCAGGAUGACGGAAGGCAGACUGCUCGCCGUGCGUAAUGCCACAACAGAAGCCAUUGACCAUCUCCAUCACUCACUGGAGUCUUGUCCUUCUACAGACACAGAGACACAGGAUCCAAAAGGAAUAAAGGUCCAGUUGUUGCCACAUCAGAGAAGAGCCCUGGCCUGGCUGCUAUGGAGAGAAACACAAAAGCCCUGUGGGGGUAUUCUGGCCGAUGACAUGGGUCUGGGGAAGACGCUCACUAUGAUCGCUCUCAUUCUGUCCCAGAAGAAGAAGGAAGAGAAAGACUCUCAGCUUGAGGGAUGGAUCUCCAAAACUGACUCGACUUUGGUGGCAUCUCAGGGAACUCUGAUCAUCUGUCCUGCCUCUCUGGUGCAUCACUGGAAGAAAGAGAUCGAGAGACAUGUGAAGAGCAAUCGCCUGAGUGUGUAUCUCUACCACGGUCCUAACCGACAAAGGAGCGCACGCGUUUUGGCUGAACAUGAUGUGGUGAUCACCACCUACAGCCUGGUUUCUAAAGAGAUCCCAGUUCAGAAAGAGGAUGCUGAACAGCCCAGUCAGGACUCUGAGCCUGUGGGGUCUGAGCUGCCUCCUCUUGUGCGUGUAGCCUGGGCUCGAUUGGUUCUUGAUGAGGCCCACAACAUCAAGAAUCCUAAAGUGCAGACGUCUAUGGCUGUGUGUAAGCUGCGGGCCAAAGCACGCUGGGCCGUCACUGGUACUCCCAUCCAGAACAACCUGCUGGAUAUGUACUCGCUGCUGAAGUUUUUGCGGUGCUCCCCAUUUGACGAAUACAAGCUGUGGAAGGCUCAGGUAGACAACGGCUCUAAGAGAGGAGGAGAGAGGCUUAACCUCCUCACAAGGUCCCUGCUGCUGCGCAGGACCAAAGACCAGCUGGACUCUACAGGCAAACCUCUGGUGUCUCUGCCUGACCGAAGCUGUAAGGUUCACAGGAUAAAACUGUCUGAGGAUGAGCAGUCUGUGUACGAUGUGGUGUUUGCACAGUCCAGGUCCACCCUCCAGUCCUAUCUGAAGAGACACGAGGGAGGAGGAGACACUAAACAAGGAGAUGGCAGCAAUCCCUUUGACAAAGUUGCCCGGGAGUUUGGUAUGUCUCAGCAGGAUUCUGGGUCCUCCUCUCAGCAACCUCAGGUUUCCAGCACCAUCCACAUCCUGUCCCUGCUGCUGCGCCUCAGACAGUGCUGCUGCCACCUGUCCCUGCUGAAGAAGACGCUGGAUCAGUCUGAGCUGCAGGGAGACGGGAUUACUCUGUCUCUGGAGGAGCAGCUGUGUGCUUUGUCUUUGUCCGAAUCCUCUAACUCGGACCACAAAGCCACCGUUUCCCUCAACGGCAGCCGGUUUCGCUCCGAGAUUUUUGAGGAGAGCCGAGAGAGCACCAAGAUUUCAGCCGUCUUCACAGAGUUAAAAGAAAUCCGUAAGAAAAGUCAGAAAAGUGUAAUUGUAUCCCAAUGGACCAGCAUGCUGCGCAUUGUAGCCGUUCACUUGAAGAAGCUGGAUCUGCACUUCAGUGUCAUAGAUGGUACAGUGAACCCUAAACGACGCAUGGACCUGGUGGAUGAAUUUAACACUAAUCCUAAAGGACCUCAGGUAAUGCUCGUGUCCUUAUGUGCUGGAGGAGUGGGUAUUAAUCUGACCGGUGGAAAUCAUCUGUUCCUCAUAGACAUGCACUGGAACCCUGCACUGGAAGACCAGGCCUGUGACAGAAUCUACAGAGUGGGACAACGCAAUGAUGUUACUAUUCACAGGUUUGUGUGUGACGGCACAGUAGAGGACAAGAUCUCGUCUCUGCAAGAGAAGAAGAAGGAGCUUGCCCAGAAAGUCUUGUCUGGAACUGGGUCCUCAUUUACCAAGCUCUCAUUAGCAGAUCUAAGGGUUAUCUUUGGUGUAUGACAUGGUUACAAUCUCCAGGUCAGCCCUGACAGAUUGUUAAAUUAUGUCUUGCAUUUUUAUCAAUGCCUUAUCCAUGUGUAAUUGAAUUAUAGCACUGUUAAACUGUAUCUGUUAUAUUUCUUUUCAAAAAUUAAAUAAAUAAAUCCUGACUUAAAAAAA